Molecule: messenger RNA, 4326 nt
Organism: Calliphora vicina (urban bluebottle blowfly)
Lineage: Eukaryota; Metazoa; Arthropoda; Insecta; Diptera; Calliphoridae
Product: protein dispatched
Exons: 11
Coding region: 307-4086 (1259 amino acids)
Biological process (GO): protein phosphorylation; smoothened signaling pathway
Cellular component (GO): membrane; nucleus
Molecular function (GO): ATP binding; transmembrane transporter activity; protein serine/threonine kinase activity
Source: RefSeq, a predicted model, not a curated record
UAAUGAAAUAAAAUGUAAAUAUACGGAAACAAUACAAUAUAAGUGUAAAAUAUUUGUGCAAAAAUAUCUGUACAGAAAAAAGAAAAACAAAUGAAAAGGAACAGGAAGGAAUAAGAAGAUUAAAAAAAUGAGACAUCAAAACUAGCACUUGUGCAAAAAAGGUUCUCUGUAAAAAUAAAGGAUUUACAAAUCUUCAUGACGCACAGAGGAAAUAAUUAAAAAAAUGAAACAACAAGUUGUUGUGCAAAAAUAAAGGACUUUUUAUACAAAUAAUAAUAAUAAUAGUUUUUGAUAAAAUAAUAAAAAAUGCAGUGGUAUUAUAAUGUUUUAGUUCGUCGACCAUAUCUUAUGGUCUUGUUUAUUGCUGUUUUAUGUAUAGCCUGUAUUAUUGUAUCAUUGACUACAAACAAUUUGCCAGAUUUUACGGAUCCAACAUUGGGAUUCGAAACUCGUGGUACCGAAAUUGGUAAACGUUUAAUCGCUUGGCAUAAUUUAUUACAAGAAACUGGUCCUUCAAAUUUACUGGUAGCGGACCCAAAUGACUUAGCGGUUAUGAAUAGAGCUCAUAAUAUGGACCGAAAUGAUUUCGAUAUCGAUGGUUAUCCUACAAUAACAAGAAAAAACAAAAAGCGUAAAAACCGAAAACCUAAAAACAGACACAAGCUAAGAAAAGAGAAUCAGAAAAAAAAAUCGAAUGCGGAAUUAACAAAAAAAAUAAUAACAUUCAAGGAACGUUUAAAAGGUAAAACGUCCAAAAAAGAACCUAACGAAGGUGAGAAAAACACAACAUAUUCGGCCAAUGUUUGGCACGGUGAUAGUGGUAUAUUUAAAGAUUAUGAAAUAACGAAUGAUUCCUUGGUAUCAUCACCUGCUUCCAUUGCAAUGAGUGACCAUGAAAUUGCCUACGGUCGCAACAUGACUUUUGUCGAUGAAGAUGAUCAACGGGAUCGUAUUCAUGCAAAAAAGAGUACAUGGAGUAUACUUAUAAAUGGAAACAUAAGUGAGAAAGUUAGAUUGCCUAUAGAAGGUUAUUUUUGUGAUUCACCCGCAAAGGAAUAUGCACAUUUUGUUGUUGAGCGUAUAGGACCUAAUUCCACGGAUUCGCUGUUUGAUCUUAAUGGACUUUUGGCCAUGUGUCAACUGCAAGAUCAAAUUACUAGGGUGCCCGAUUACGGAGAAUAUUGUCAGCGUGAAUUGAUAAGCAAUAAUUGUUGUCGCCCCUGGUCUUUAUCAAAUUAUGCUGCUCUAUUAGCUAAUAAAAGUUCUUGCUUUGAUUUGACGCACGAGGAUGUUUUACUAUUAAACAAUCUCUUGUCAUCCUGUUUUGAAUACUUCCACGAUUUAAAGUUAAGCAACGAUUGCAGUGAAAUUAACAAAUGUUAUGCACCUUCGGAUUGUACUCGUAAUAAUAUAGUAUUUAAUAUUCUACACUAUUUGACUGACUAUAAUUUUAUAAAAAUAAAUGACACUAAUAUUUUUCUAAAAUACUCAAUGAUUUUUAUGCCAGUUCCACAUACAACAAAAAUUUUACCAUUAUUCCAUGAAUGGGAAAAAGUAGAUUUAAGCAAUGAAAUAGUACGCGUUGCAGCCAUGGAUUUAGGUUUGGAAAAUGAAUUAUUCAACGAAUUGCUUUUAACCGACGCAUGGCUGGUGGCAUUAGGCGGAGCUUUUGUUAUGACCUGUAUGUGGUUGUACACCACUUCAGUAUUUGUUACUUUAAUGACAUGUAUAGCUGUGAUAUUCUCAUUAGGUUUAGCUUAUUUUAUUUAUACUCUAGUUUUUGAAAUGACAUUUUUUCCAUACAUGAACUUGCUAGCUGUAGUAGUAAUUAUAGGAAUUGGUGCUGAUGAUGCCUUUAUUUUUGUUAAAAUUUGGCAAUGUGUUUUAAUGGAAAGAUUUUCGAAAAUGUCAACCGUGACAACAAAAUCUUUAACGAAUACCGCUGACACAGAACAAACGGAGACUUUGCAGAAUUUAAUGGCUCUAACGUUAAAACAUGCAUCCAUUUCAAUGUUUGUGACAUCAGUAACAACAGCGGGAGCCUUUUACGCUUCCUAUACAAGUUACAUAACAGCUAUAAAGUGUUUUGGGGUUUUUGCGGGCACUGCUGUUAUUACAAACUAUAUUUUGAUGAUCACUUGGUUACCAGCAUCUAUAUCGAUUAUGGAGCGUAUAUCUUCGCGUACAACAUGCAGCAAAUUGCAAAUUCAGAAACUGUUAAUAAUGAUCAAUAAGUCAAUUAAUAGUUUUUGCAUGAAAUUGGAAUCGUUUAUAACUGCAGCGAUUUUAAAUUAUGCUCCUCUAUGGUUUUCAAUAUUUGGUAUUCUUGGUAUUUGUAGUGCUAUUGUGGUCUUAUAUAAACCUGGACUGCAAUUACCAGAAAAUUCACAUUUUCAACUUUUUGUUUCCAAUCAUCCGUUCGAAAUAUACAAUUCAAAGUUGAAAAAUGAAUUUUGGUUUGAAAAAUCAAUGAUGAAUUUUGAAAACUACAAGUUCUCUUUACGUUUUGUUUGGGGAAUACAACCUAUUGAUGAUGGCGAUUACGCCAAUCCUUAUGCCUAUGGAAACUUACAUUAUGACAAUAAUUUUAAUGUAUCAUCAAAAGCAGCGCAAAUUUGGCUGUUAUCAUUUUGCCAAAAUAUUAGACAACAACCAUUUUAUCAAUUAACCUUUGGUAUGCUCUUACCAAAUUGUUUUAUAGAAAAUUUUAUAACGCUUAUGCAAAGAAUGUGUGUCAAUGAAAUGGAUUACUCCGACCGCACUCCAUGCUGUGAUAUUUCGAAAUUUCCCUAUGAACCGGAUGUUUUCGAUUUUUGUUUACCUCAAAUAAUUUCAUCACUUUAUGCUACGCCAAGAGAUUUUUUUUCGCCCGGAGUUGCUGGACCACGAUUUAUGGCUUCCACAAAGCUAGAUGUGAAUGCAAAUAAUUCGCUAAAUGAAGAUUUUGUUAAUGCAACAUGGGAAAAUACAACAAAUUCAACUGCAGCGCCACCCAUAGUUAAAGCAUUGGUAAUAGAAUUUGAAUCAAAUGUUUCCUACUCCACUGUAUACGACACUGUAAAAGAUUUUAUUAAAACCGUAGAGGAAUGGUUUCAAAAUGAGUUGAAAACCGCGCCACCCGAAAUGCAAGGCGGUUGGUUCAUUAGUGAACUAAAAUUUUAUGAUGUCCAAAAUACGCUACCCUCGGGAACGUUGGUGGCUAUAACAGUAGCUAUGACAGCCUCACUUGUAGUGCUGCUACUGGUCACUUUAAAUAUAUUGAUAUCAUUGUAUGCAGUGGUAACGGUUCUGCUAACAAUUUUCGUAACUGUGGCCAUACUCAUUGUGCUUGGUUGGAAAUUGAAUAUACUCGAGAGUGUUACAGUGAGUACGGCAAUUGGUUUAGCUGUCGACUUUAGUUUACAUUACGGUAUUCACUAUCGCCUCUCGCCUUCAUGCGAAAGACUAGCAGCCACACAAUUCUCAUUGUCACGUAUUAUUGGCCCAACUGCUAUGGCAGCAAUUACGACGGGUGUUGCUGGAGCUCUUAUGUUAUUUUCCAAUGUAUUGCCUUAUCUACAAAUCGGCAUAUUUCUAUUAGUUGUUAUGUCGGUUAGUUGGACUUAUGCCACGUUCUUCCUUAUGAGCCUGCUAAAACUAUUUGGCCCCCAAUACGGUUUUAUGCAAUUUCAAUAUCCUCGAGUGAAAAAACGUUCCAAUGCUAACGGCAUCAAAUUUUAUGAACGGAAACAAAAUCAUGUAACUAGAGAACAAUUACUAACACCAUCCAGUUCGGCUGUUGGAGAACUUAUUAAUUCUGAGUCGCAUGAAUUGGAGUCUCUGACAUCAAAUUCAAUGAUUAAAACUAUUUCAGGUACGGAAUGUUCAGCACAAAACUUUCCCUUGGAUUAUGAGAAUUUAUUUAAUACGAGAAACAAACCGUUGUCCAGCAUAACAUCACCCAUUACAAACCAUCAUCACAAGUGUCCAGCAUUUAUUAAAGAAAAUACCACCCAACCAAAUAUAACACUUAAUACUAAUACAACUACUACAGCUGCCGAAACGGAUAAUAUCUCAGACCAUAAACUUACGGAAAAUCAAAUCUAAAAUGAAUCUAUUGUUUUUCUUUUUCUGCUUAUGGUUAGUGCUACUCCAGACAUUAUAUGUUCCUUUAUUGAAAAGAAAACAAACAGAAUACAAAAAACAUAAGGAUAUCAAACCAGCUAAUUUAUUGAUAAGCGAAAAUGAAGUUCUAAAAAUUUCUGACUUUGGUUUGGCCCGACUUUAUUUUCCUGAGGAAGAAUCGAGGUUAUAUUCACCACAAGUUUCUACUCGAUGGUAUCGUGC